This is a messenger RNA of Cavenderia fasciculata, 2358 nucleotides long. RefSeq lists its product as uncharacterized. The coding region runs from base 1 to 2358 and encodes 785 amino acids. NCBI's taxonomy places the organism in Eukaryota, Evosea, Eumycetozoa, Acytosteliales, Cavenderiaceae. The transcript has a single exon. The record is from RefSeq and is a predicted model, not a curated record.
AUGAAAUUAAAUCCUCAAGAUGAUGGUUUAGUAUUCAACAACAACAACAACCACAACAAAAGUAGUAGUAAUAAUGCAAUCGAGCCAGUAUUCAAUAAUUGUUUUUUGUUUAGAAAGAUUGUUGGAUUGGUACAAUCAAUUGGUCAAACACUUCAACACCAACAAAAGAGUUAUAGGUAUAAUGAAUUACCAAAUGCACGUUGGGUACUCGAGAAUGGCUAUGAAAAGUUACUAAAGUUGUUGUCGGAUCGGGGUGAAUUGGCACCGCUCUGGGAAUGUGAUAGUGGCAUCGAACUGUUCUUUACAAAGAUCAAGGAUCGUCAACUGCUACUAUCCAUCUAUCAUCGUGACCCUUUAUUCUUUUGUGGUGGUGAUUGUGCUAGCAUCGAGUAUGCUUGUCUCAGAGGUGACGUAGAGAUUGUAAAGAUGAUGGUCGAUCAAGUGAAACCGUUUGAAUUGCCAAUUGGAGACAAUGCACUAAGUUAUGCAAUCCAAUCAAACUCGUUUGAAUUGGUCGACUACUUGUACGACCACCAUGUCACUAUCGGAGCAAGAAGAUUCAAACAUUCAAACAACUCCCUAUCGAUUGGUAAUCUCGUCCAUGGUACUUGGCAAAAAGAAGAAGAAGAAGAAGAAGAAGAAGAAGGGUACCUACCAUUUAAUUGUAUCAACUUUAAAACAACCAAUCUUGAAAUGAUACAAUUUGUAUUGGCCAAGGAAGACAAACAAGCAGCAACACACAAGGUUGCCAAGAUUCAGUUUAAUCUAGAGUCAUUGCUAGGUCACACGGAUCUGCUCAACUGGGUACUCGCAAAUCACUUGGAAAAGUGUAUUUGGGGUAGCAAGUCUAGUAGGACACUUGCACAAAUUCAAGAAGAGGUUGAAAAGGCUGUCACUAAAUCAACCAAUGCUAUCGAAUGUGCCGAACAUCUGUCAAAGAGUUUGAUGCCAUUUAAAGCCAUAUACCAGUCAAUCAAGCAAAUCGUUGACAUGGACCUAGAGAGUAACACAGUUGCACCAAUUUUAGACGCUCCCAUUCCAGCUUUACAAGAAAGAAUCAAAGGAGAAGAAGACACCACAGAUCCAAUCUACUAUCCAAUGGCCAUUUUGACUAUUUGGGAUUGUGAAUGGUACCAUCAGGCAGUCAUGGCCUAUUUAGUAAAGACUGACCAUCCAAUACUAUAUGCACUUGAAGAAAACGAUGUACUAGCCAACCCCGGCUCAUUUCUAUUCACAUCGGAAUGUAUAUUAACCAUCAAGCAAGCCAGACAUGUUUACGAGAGGUUAAGAAUUACUCCAACAUGUGUUGGUGACUCGUUGGGGACAUUCAACUAUAUGGAAGGUUGGGAUUUCAGCUCUGACAUGAUUCGAAUGGAUUUUUCCUUACGACAAUUCAAUGUGGCCAUACAUCAAUGCAACUUUGCAAUGGUUCGACUUAUUGCAGACAAUGGUCUGUUGUUUGGUACAAGAACAAACCCAAAUAUACGACUUGCUGAAGAUGCCAAGAUUGCAUUCUCGCUUCAUGCCAAGGCAACUAGACAAGACUAUAUUGACAUGUCAAAAUUGUUGUUUGAAAAUAGUCACUUUGCUCGCAAGUUUGGUCCAACAACAAUCGAACAUCCAACAGAAUACUUUACCGAUUACAUCUUGCAAUGUCUAUCAUAUCUACCAAGUCAAGAGGCAUUAUAUUGUGCCAUGUCAUUUAAAGGUGAUUACAUAUUGCGAGAAUAUAUCAGAAAAGAGAGAGAAAGAAAUCCAUAUGGAAUCGGUACGGUUGAAUGUUUGGGAUAUGGUUCGGAGAGUAUUCAACAAACUGAACUGGCAAUUGCAUCAUUAUUGGGUGGAGAUGUGUAUCGUCUGUAUGGAGACUAUGUCAAUAUCUUAUGGGACGAUUUACAUUCAAUGUUGUUUGGAGUGGUUCUUCUUGACAUGGAUAAAUUCUACCUAUUCAAAGUAUUGAUUGAUUACAUGGAAAUGAAAUCAAAGCAACCUAACCAGCAGCAAGGAUUAAACCUCGAGCAUAUAGCAUCGACAGUAUCGGCAUAUGGAAGAUCCGAACAUAUUAAAGAGGUUCUUUCUAGAUUCAAGGUUGACAAAAAGCAAAUGAUAUGGAUGCAAAAAGCAGCCAGCGAGUCUGGUAAAAGAAGUACUCUCCAAUUCUUAAUCGAACAUACCCAAUGUGAUGAAACCGAACGCUACCAUUUCACAACAGUCAAACAAAACAACUAUCUAUUAAAGGAUAUCAAAAGAAUUGAAUUUAUUUCAGAUACAGCUAAAUUAAAUAUUGAUUCUUAUUUAAUUGGAAUCAUUGAUCAAUAUGAAAUGCCAAAAUAUAAUAAUAAUGAUAAUGAUUGGUAA